GCCGUAGCAUAUAGCGCGCGCGCGCGCGCCACCUGCCACCCACCGUCCGCGUUCGCGCGCGGCGUACCUACGUAAUACGCAUACCUUGCCCCCCAAAAGAGCCUCUCUUAUAACGACGCCGCGCCGGCCACGCUCCCCAACGACUCUACCUAUAGCUAGCUAGCUCGUCACACACACCUCACAGGCUCACACAGUAGUGCUCGUCCGCCUCGCUAGCUCGCUAGCUACACGUGUACCGUGCCGUGAUGUCGUCGCCGGUGGCGUCGUCCAGGGUGGCCGCCGGCGCCGGCGCCGCGCGGAGGUCGUCCCCGUCUCCUGGCCCGAGGCCGGCUGCUGGAAGCAGCGUCGUCAGGGACAAGGACGCUACUACCAUGAUGAGGAGGAGGCUGUACCAGCAGCAGCACCCGCCGUCGUCGUCCGGCGCAAGGGAGCCGGGGGUGCCGUCCAUGCUGCUGCGCCGUGCGGCGGGCGGCGGCGGCGGCGGGCCGCGGUCGCUGAACGUGUCGUGCGCGUCGGAGGCGUCAAACGACUCGUUCUGCAGCCGGGCGUCCACCGGCAGGAUCGGGCGCCGGCCGGUGGGCCCGCCCGGCGUCGGCGCCGCGCACGCCCUGCGGAGGGCGGCCGGGUCGGCGGGGCCGCCCGCCGCUCGCCCGGUGGCCCGGAAGGCGGCGGCCAGCGUUGCGCCGGACGUCGCGGCGUCGCUGAUCGCCGUGGCGAACGGCGAGGCCGCGCCGGCGUUGACGGGGCCGCCGAGGUGCCCCUGGGUCACUCCUAACACUGAUCCAUGCUAUGCUGCCUUCCAUGACCAUGAAUGGGGAGUCCCGGUGCAUGAUGACAAGAAAUUGUUUGAGAUGCUAGUCCUGUCUGGUGCAUUGGCUGAAAUGACAUGGCCUGCAAUUCUCAGCAAGAGGGAAACAUUCAAGGAGGUUUUCAUGGACUUUGAUCCUCUAUUGGUAGCAAAGCUAAGUGAGAGGAAAAUUCUGGGGCCAUGCAGCCCUGCAAGGUCUCUCCUGUCAGAGCAUAGGCUGCGUAUAAUCAUUGAAAAUGCACAGGAGGUCCUAAAGGUCAUAGAGGAGUUUGGAUCAUUUGACAACUACUGCUGGGGCUUCCUGAACAGCAAGCCGAUGGUUGGCAGAUUCCGGCACCCGCGGGAGGUGCCGAUGAAGACGCCGAAGGCCGACGCCAUGAGCCAGGACCUGCUCCGGCGAGGCUUCCUCGGCGUCGGGCCGACGGUGAUCUACGCCUUCAUGCAGGCCGUCGGCAUGGCCAAUGACCACCUCGUCACCUGCUACCGCUUCGGCGAGUGCUGCAGCUGCAGCAGCAGCACUGAAGCUCCUGCCGCCGCCGCCAUGGAUGGCGCUGACAAUCACAGCAAGAGCAUGGUGAAAGAUCAGGAGGUGAACAUGAUCUGUGGAUUGGUCGAGUGCGUCAGCUUGGAGCCGUCGAGAGCUAGAGCCACCACCGUGCUCAGCAUCUCCUAGCAUUCGCUCAAUCGACGGCGGCAAUGGCGACUGAUCCAGUAGGAGCUUCACAGUUUGUUCACUGUAUAGAGUGAGUGAGUUUGCUGCAGUGGCCUCCGUUUUUCUUGGCGUGUCAGAGAUUGGGUUUGUGAAAUUGUGUAUAUGAUUGUUCAUUUGAGGUUUGGGUGAUAUGUGCUUUGCUUGAACUGUGUGGGUUCAGAGAAAGAUACAUACAUAGGUAGCCAAAAAAAAAAAGUUUCAGACGAUUUGAUCACCUUACCGGCUGCAGAUCAUGUAAAGUUGCAAUGUUGGUUUUAUCUAAUUGAUCAAGUGAUACACGCACAGAACCAUAAAAAAGUCUGAUUAUCCGGCUUUUGUCA
This is a messenger RNA of Oryza sativa Japonica Group (Japanese rice), 1840 nucleotides long. RefSeq lists its product as uncharacterized. Gene Ontology annotation, biological process: base-excision repair. The record is from RefSeq and is a predicted model, not a curated record. Gene Ontology annotation, molecular function: DNA-3-methyladenine glycosylase activity. Lineage: Eukaryota; Viridiplantae; Streptophyta; Magnoliopsida; Poales; Poaceae.